UCAAAGCCUCUUAAAAUGGCAGAUGACUUGGACUUUAAGACAGGAGAUGCAGAGGCCUCAGCCACCUUCCCAAUGCAGUGCUCAGCAUUAUGUAAGAAUGGCUUUGUGGGCCAGGCGCACUUUGUGUUACUCAAAGGCCGGCCACGUAAGAUCAUCCAGAUGUCUACCUCGAUGACUGGCAAGCACGGCCAUGCCAAGGUCCACCUGGUUGGUACUGACAUCUUUACUGGGAAGAAAUAUGAAGAUAUCUGCCCAUCAACUCACAAAAUGGAUGUCCCCAACAUCAAAAGGAAUGACUUCCAGCUGAUUGGCAUCCAGGAUGGGCACCUAUCACUGCUCCAGGACAGCCGGGAGGUGCAAGAGGACCUUCGUCUGCAUGAGGGAGACCUUGGCAAGGAGAUCGAGCAGAAGUACGGCUGUGGAGAAGAGAUCCUGAUCAUGGUGCUGUCUGCCAUGACUGAGGAGGCAGCUGCUGCAAUCGAGGCUCCCAGGGUGGCGUUGGUGACAGCAGUGAUCCUCCCAAGAGGCCCCCUCCCCCAGCCUGGCUUGGCUCUGGCCUGGUCCUAG
Molecule: messenger RNA, 567 nt
Organism: Nomascus leucogenys (northern white-cheeked gibbon)
Lineage: Eukaryota; Metazoa; Chordata; Mammalia; Primates; Hylobatidae
Product: eukaryotic translation initiation factor 5A-1-like
Biological process (GO): positive regulation of translational termination; positive regulation of translational elongation
Molecular function (GO): ribosome binding; RNA binding; translation elongation factor activity
Source: RefSeq, a predicted model, not a curated record